UUUAUUACCAUCUUAAAGUACCUCACCAUGCGCGACGAAACGACUUCCACGCCAAUCAAUGCUGCCAUUGUCAGUGACCACGAGCCAGUGAAUAGCAUCGCGUCCGCCCAAAGAUGCGUCGAGUCUGGCUGUGACAGCUGGGCAAUUGCCGGCUCGCGUUUUUGCUCUACUCGUAAGACUUCUCAGGACCUGUGGCUCUACUAUGGCAUGCUUAUCAGAUCACAGACCAAAGAUGAUCUUGAGAUACUGUGUGCUACCCGGAUCUCCAUGGGGUUGAUCAAUCAAAUCUGA
This is a messenger RNA of Periconia digitata, 291 nucleotides long. Lineage: Eukaryota; Fungi; Ascomycota; Dothideomycetes; Pleosporales; Periconiaceae. The record is from the annotation of a GenBank genome assembly.